CUUGAUUGUUUAUUCUGUGACAUAUCUGAAUUUUCAUUUUGUUUUUUGUAAAUGUUCUUCGUUCCCAUCAAUAUUGUGCCACAUUUCAUUUGACGUGUAUUUCCUAUUUUCUCAAUUUCAGUUAUUGUAGCCUACAAGUACUCGAACUAUAUUUCAAAUGUCUAUAAUGAGCAUGUCAUCUACCAAACAGUGACAAUAGCUUAUGUUGGGUACACUAUGACUAGCAAUGCAGCCUCGGGGUGAAUGUAUCAUUCAUUAUAAACAAUUGAUUACAUUUGUAUUAAUACUGACAGAUGUCAUUCUGGUGAAUGAUGUGUACAUUCAUUGACUUUUUAGUUAAGUUAUUGAUCUAAACACUUCUUCACAGCUGACAACUGAAAUGGAUGUUGAAGGAAUAUAAAGGCCUGGGAUGAGUCCAGAGCUGCCUGCCUGCAUCCUGAACCCUCGCUGUAAGGGAUACCUCUCCAUGGAGACGCACUCCCAAAGGUAGGGGAGGGCUUUAAGGGAAAGGAGACCCUCACCUCGAUGGAGCAACAAGUCAAGAGAGAGAGGAUGAAGAAGGAGAGACCGUAGCUGUGGAGGGAUAAGAGGGAAGGCCUUACCUGACAAGAGGGGUGGAAAUCAACAGAAGGAGGGAAGAAGAGGAAAGAGUUGGAUGAAGUAGUGCAUUUGUCAGUUGCAGGAUGGGUUAUGAUCUGGAGAGGUUUGUGGGCUAUGUGAAUGAGGGUCUUCUGUGCUGUGUGUGUCGAGACGUGUUGGAGCGCCCCCUCCAGGCGCCCUGUGAACAUGCCUUCUGCAGCACCUGCAUCAGCAGCUGGCUGCUCCAUCACCACUCCUGUCCCGAGGACAGACUUCCACUGGACAUCAGCAGCCUCAAACCGCUGUACAGGUACAUGCGUAAUGACCUGACCCGUUUGCAGAUCCGUUGUGUGAAUGCUGGGCAGGGCUGUGAGGCGGUCUGCUCGCUGGAGAGCCUGCACACACAUGAGGAUGAGUGCGAGUUUGCCUUCGUAUCCUGCUCUAACACAGGUUGUCCUGUGCAGGUAGAGAGGCGGGGCUUGGAGGCUCACCUGUCCGAAUGUAACUUCCGCAGCAGGGAGUGUCCUAAUGGCUGCGGCCACACCCUUCUCUCCAUCGACCAAUCGCAUCACAACUGUGUGGCAGAGCUGCGCACCGAAGUGGAGAUGCUCAGGGCGGAGAUGUUGUGCAAGGUGGAGGAGGUAAGACGAGAGAUGGAGUCGAGGCUGGACUCACAGAGGAGACACAUGGUGCAGAAAGAGUCGCAGCUGAAGAACGAGGUGGAGGAGCUCAAGGGUCAGCUGUCCCGUGUGAUGUGCGACAUGCGGGCCCUGUUAGGAGCAGAGCGUCUGAGGAGACAGGAGCUGGCAGAGGCAGAGCUGGAGAAGAGGGAACUGCUGGAGCUCCUCAGAGACCUGCAGCCAACCAGGAGUCAGCAUCCCCUCGAACAGGCAGCCAGGGAGCAGCAUCAGGAGGACCAGCAGACGUCUGGGUGGGAACUACACGCCGAGCUGACGAGACACCAGCAGAGAGAGGCGUCUUUACACGCCUCCAGUCUUUCGCUACAUUCAGCUCAGGGCUUAAACGUGUCGGGUCCACCUCCAUCACCUCAGCUGGGAGAGGGGUCGCGCAAGGGAGGAACCAGGAGCCUGACUCUGGACUGCAUCAAGAGGAAGAGCCGGGAGGUGACGGUCAUCUGAGAAGACGGGACUGGUGGGAGGAUUGGCCAAACCAGAAAAGAUUUCUUUUUUUUUAUAUUUGGUUGUUUAAAACAAGAAUUUACCUCUGAAACUGUAAUGUCUGCCCAGUAGGUUCUGUAGUUUCUGGCAUUUACAGUCAUAGAUUUUUGGGAUUUUGAAAAAUGACAGUUGAAGGAGAACAAAACAUUCAGUCUAUGUACGCUGUUUGAAAGAAAUGAGUGGUCUCUUGAUUGUAGGCUAAUGAGAUACUGCAGACAUUCAUUCACUUGGUAGACUCACCCCUGAUCAUUUAUGCAAACUGAUUAUUCUGUAAUGUCAAUUAUUUUGUGUCCUUCAGGUUUGAAAUAAAAACAGUUACCUCGAGUAAUUUUCUUGUUUCUUUGGAUCAAAUUAUUCCUAGUUUCCUCAUCAUUUGCUUGA
Molecule: messenger RNA, 2138 nt
Organism: Acanthopagrus latus (yellowfin seabream)
Lineage: Eukaryota; Metazoa; Chordata; Actinopteri; Spariformes; Sparidae
Gene: rnf41l
Product: ring finger protein 41, like
Exons: 7
Coding region: 684-1718 (344 amino acids)
Biological process (GO): regulation of canonical NF-kappaB signal transduction; protein K63-linked ubiquitination; positive regulation of JNK cascade
Cellular component (GO): plasma membrane signaling receptor complex
Molecular function (GO): zinc ion binding
Source: RefSeq, a predicted model, not a curated record